This is a messenger RNA of Iphiclides podalirius (scarce swallowtail), 1080 nucleotides long. Lineage: Eukaryota; Metazoa; Arthropoda; Insecta; Lepidoptera; Papilionidae. The record is from the annotation of a GenBank genome assembly.
AUGGAUAGAGUUAAGAGGAUUUGGGAGGUGGAGUUGACCGCAGUGCUCGAGAUACAGAAGCCUGGCCACAGGAAAAGGAUUCUGUGCUCGGUGUCGGGAGAACACAACGGUCCGAUAAACAACAUGGAAGACAUCAAUGCAGACCUCAACACUUUGAAAAGCAACAUUCAGCAAUUGAAAGAAGAGAUCAAGGAGAAGCUGCCGCCCUCCGAGAACUUGAAACCAGUUCCGCCUCCAGUUGUUCCUACCCUAGCGCCACCUGGCGGUGAGACGCUCAAACGUAGUAAGAAGAAUAGGCCAGCACCGCAGCCGCCUAGACCCUCGGAUCUGGAGAUUAGAGCGCCCUCGGAACUAUUGGUCGGGGUACCAGGAGCCUUGAAGACACAAUGGAAGCACCAGCCAUUCGUGCUGGUGACGGGAGCUGUGACCUACGUAGCUAAUUACUUGGGUUCGACGGUUGUGAAAGAGCUAAGGGGAACCGAAUCGACGAAGAAGUCGAUACAGAAGUUAAAGAAAACGACAAAGGAGCCCCGGGACUCUCCUGACAUUAUACUAUCCAUCAGUUAUAGGGGGGUAAAGUUCUUGAACACCAUUACGAGGGAGUUGAUAUGCGAGCACGAGAUCCGAAACAUCCACUGCGCCUGUCAAGACGCUGACGACCUCACCCACUUCGCAUACAUCACUAAGGACCAUGCCACAAGAAGCCACUACUGCCACGUGUUUCGUGUUGCCACAAUGGAUCAAGCCACCGAAGUGAUACUAACGCUGGGCGAGGCGUUCGAGGUGGCAUACCAAAUGGCCCUGAGGGAGCAGUCGAACCGCGCUAAGGUCACGCAAUCGCUUGCCAAAACCCCGACCCACGAGCCGCUAUCCGUCAGCGGCAAAGAGAAGCCGAAUAGGAACCACGGCAGGUCGCAUUCCAUAACGGAGAUCAAGCUGAACGGCCACCAGCUAAAGAUCGCCCCGAUUCCCGCCUCGCUGUCCAACGAGGACUUCCAGUCGUCUUCCAAAAACACAGAAGGCUCCAGAAGCCCCAGAACUCCGCUACUGAAGGCGCCAAUCGCCUCCGCGGAAGAAUUG